UUUAAUGGGGAGUAGCCUGCCCCGGGAUCGCUUUACAACCUAUGGAUGUACUGGACGGCUUUCAGUUGGUUUGAGCUUCGGGCGCGGAUGUGUGCAGUAGUUCACCUCCUCGCGAUGUCCCCUCACUUUAGACUGUGUUGCACGCGUUUCUCUUGUCCUUUAAUAUUUUAACGAGGCGAGUGUGAGAAACACGAGACACUUUAGCGUUUGGAGAGGACAAUUUCUGACGGAAGAGAACCUAAAGGCUAAUUGGUGUGGAUCACGGGGGAUGUCCUUUUUAAAUUCAAAGACAGGAACAUUCGCGACUUGACACUGGGGAAGGGUCAGCCUGAAGUGAAGGGUCACUGAGCUCAGACACUCCUUCCAUUGACUCACAAUUUUACACACAUAGAACACAUAGGGGAAAGUCACACACAUAGACACAUCUGCACAACACAUUCACAUUUACACACACAAACUCUUGGGUGCACACACAAAGACUCAUCCGUGUAUAAACACAGACACACAUUCAGACACAGGCCCUCUGAGCAGGAUGAGGGAACCCUGGAGGUGCCUGCUGGGCCUGUGCUUCCUGGCAUGCUCAGCCUCCACCCACAGUGCCACCAAUCCCUUCGCAGGUCAGCAGACCCCUCCCGACCCUUGCUAUGACGACACAGGCGCAGCCCGCCGCUGUAUCCCCGAGUUUAUCAAUGCUGCCUUUGGCAAGGAGGUGAUGGUGUCCAGUGUCUGUGGCCGGCCUGCAUCCCGUUCCUGUAGUGUGGUGGAGCGAGGCGAUGAUCGGCCUUCUGUACGCACAUGCCAAAUCUGUGAUGCAGCUGACCCUCGCCGUGCCCACCCUGCUUCCUACCUUACUGACCUCAACUCAGCCCACAACCUCACCUGCUGGCAGUCUGAGAAUCUCAACACCUCGCCGUACAACGUGACUCUCACCCUUUCACUAGGUAAAAAGUUUGAGAUCACCUAUGUCAGCCUGCAGUUCUGUUCACCACGACCAGAGUCCCUGGCCAUAUACAAGAGCAUGGACUACGGCAAGACCUGGAUGCCCUACCAGUUCUACUCCUCACAGUGCCGGCGUAUGUACAAUCGGCCCAACAAAGCAACCAUUACCAAGCAGAACGAACAGGAGGCUCUAUGCACAGAUGGCCACACUGACCUCUACCCGCUUUCUGGAGGGCUCAUUGCUUUCAGCACUCUGGACGGACGACCCUCCGGCAAAGACUUUGACAACAGCCCGGUCCUCCAGGACUGGGUGACUGUCACCGAUAUCCGUGUGGUCUUCAGCCGGCCCCAACUACCCAGGGAGCUGGGAUUGGGGGCUGGAAGCAACAGCGGAGGGAGGGACGACGACCCCACGGCAGUGACAUCAACGCUGCCAACUUAUUUCUAUGCAGUGGGAGACUUCCAGGUGGGCGGGAGGUGUAAAUGCAACGGACAUGGCUCACGCUGUCUGAAAGACAAGGAAGGCAAACUGGUGUGUGACUGCAAGCACAACACAGAGGGACCUGAAUGUGACCGCUGCAAGCCCUUUCACUAUGACCGACCAUGGCAGAGGGCCAAUGCCCGCGAGGCCAAUGAGUGUCUGCCGUGCAACUGCAACCUCCACGCCCGUCGCUGUCGAUUCAAUAUGGAGUUGUAUAAGCUGUCAGGGAGGAAGAGCGGAGGGGUCUGCAUGAACUGCCGCCAUAACACUGCGGGCCGCCAUUGCCACUACUGCAAGGAGGGCUUUUACAGAGACAUGGCCAGACCGAUCAGUCACCGACGAGCCUGCAAAGCCUGUGACUGCCACCCUGUGGGCGCAGCAGGCAAGACGUGCAACCAGACCACAGGCCAGUGCCCCUGCAAGGACGGUGUCACUGGCAUCACCUGCAACCGCUGCGCCAAGGGCUACCAGCAGAGCCGCUCACCUGUGGCCCCCUGCAUCAAAAUCCCAGUGGUCAACCCCACAGCUGUAGUGAGCAGCACAGAAGAACCAGCAGAUUGUGAGUCCUACUGUAAACCAGUGAAGGGCAACCUGAAGAUCAACAUGAAGAAAUAUUGCAAGAAGGAUUAUGCGGUCCAAGUGAACGUGCUGGACAUGGAGACGAUAGGGGACUGGGCUAAGUUCUCAGUUAAUGUGGUGUCUGUGUACAAGAGCCGCGGUGAGCCCUUGAAGCGAGGCGACAACAAUCUGUGGGUACACAUGAAGGACCUAGCCUGCAAAUGUCCCAAGAUCCAGAUGAGCAAACGAUUCUUGGUGAUGGGUGGCAGCGACGGUGGAACGGGCACAGGGGCGGGUCCAGGAGUUGGGCCUGGGGGUGGAGCCACCAGUCCAGGGGCAGAGCGUUUGGGCCUAGUGGCUGAUAAGAACAGCCUGGUGAUCCAGUGGAGGGACGUUUGGACGAGGCGCCUGAGGAAGUUCCAGCGCAAAGAGAAGAAGGGGAAGUGCAGCAAAGCGUGAUGGGAAAGCAGCGUUCAUCCCUUCCUCUUCCUCCAUCGCCCGUCUUCAUGAAACCCUUACCCAGUGAUCUCCCUCUCCUCCCCCUGAAUCCUUCGUCUUCCCCCAUCAUGGGAACAGUGCACAUUAGAAAGACUGCAUGUACCCUACCUGUUUAAGGACCACGUUUUGUGUAUAUUGUAUAAUUAUUUCCCUUUUUAUUUUUCAAGUUUUGUCUUUAUGUCAGUUGUCCUUUUUGUCCGAUUGGUUUGCCUUAAAAAGGGACCAUUAAAAAGGGUAUGAAGUGUAGACAAAAGCAGACGCCAUUCCCUCCCUCGACGACGACAGCGGAAAUGUCCACUUGUCCCUCAACUAUGCCCCCUGACGCUCAGCCGCCUCCUCCUGUCAAGACUGUCUCCUGCCACUUUGUUUGACAUAUAAGAAUACCAGUGCUCACACUUCACAUACUUCUCUGAGGAUUUUAUUCAACAGUGCUUGUCACUUCAGAGACUGACUGAUUUCAGCAACAAGACAAGCUGCACAUCCUCAGCUUGGCCUCCUCACGUUUCAUUGUUGAAACAAACUCAACUUGGAUCAGCAUGAGCUGUACCACCUGACAACCUUUCAACAUUUGCUGUUAAAAUGUUCAUAAAAAAACUGGCCUACUUGCUCCAGGUCUCUGCAGUACAGACUGUAACUAUAAAACUCUUGUCCCGUGAGGAACCAAGGGCUCCCUUUGCAGGGACAUUUUUCCACAGCAAACCUCAGUCUCACCACCACUGCUGCUGCCACCAGACAGCCCUCACAGAAUAAACUGCUCAUGUAGGCUGUUAUAUCUGCAAAUAUUUGAUGCCACUGCUCAUAGUAGAGUUUAUAUUCUUUGUGUGGCUACUUUUUAUCUCAUCCAUCCAUAUCCCAGCCAUAUCCUUGUUUGAGAUGUAUCUUUUUGUUUCAUUUUACGCAGAACAAACCCUGUUAGCAUGUGUGAGUCACAUUCCAGGCCUUCGGGGCUGUGCCUCUUCACCACCAGUCCCUCUCGUGAGUGGUUUAUAAAGUCAUGCAUCACCAUCAUGUCUCAUUGCUUGUCACUUUUUCUGGAAGACAGUUUAAGCGGUGUGGACAAAUGGCUGGAAUUUCAGAACAAUACCAAUAUUUCCAAGGAGACUUUUUGCUUUAUGGAUAAUGUCUUCCGCUGGGUAGUGGCCUUCCAGAUGUUGCUGUGUGGCCAGUGUCAUUUCUUUGUAUUUAAAUGUCUGAACAUUUUCCUGAUGUGUCUAGUGACUGGUAGACUUUUGUUUGCCAAAAUAAGAGAUUGAAACAAGAGUUCCUUUUCAUGCAGUAAAAAGAAAACAAAGUCGGAUAAACAACAUAGUCGUGUUUUUCUCUAGCAUAUUUUGACAAAAUGAAUGAGGCUGGAAAGUUUUUAGUGCUCACUGAUUGUAUUAUGACAUGAGAGGAUCAUAUUUCAUUCCUCAUGUGAUUUAUUAUGCUUGCAUGUUUGUGGGUUUUGCUGGUCCAUCAAAACCUUACAGUGAGCAAAGCAAGACCUAAACCAAUAUGAGCAUCAAGAUCCAAAGGAAAACUUCCCAAGUCAUCUUCCCCCACUUGCCUACCCUAACGCAGUCCCUGUCAUCCUUUGCCAAAUAAGCAUAGUCAGUUUUUAAAUUCAAUUAAAAGACUAUGGAAGUCAGGACCAACGAAAACCACAGAGAGAACCGUCUGGUAGCUCUCAAGCUUUUAUCUGCCUUUUGCUGUUAUUUCAUUCUGUAAAGCACAUUACAAUUUAUUUAAAUAGAGUACAAGACAAACACACAGUUUUGAGGGGCACAUCAAACUAGCGUAGCAGUGAGUGUGCCGACAGGCAUGUCAUGCUAGCUAGUGGUUACGCUCCUCUGGCUGCGGUGGUAUGUUUGGUUUGUCAUUCUUCCAAAAGUGUCUCUCCUCUGCUCUCUUCUCUCUUCUCUGUGUCAGCCACCACCCUCCCCAAACUCUCUUUUUAACCCAUUUUGCAUGUUGUAUAUUCAGUGUUUUAGAUAAGUGACAGCACAGAACAAGGGUGCCAAAACUCCUCAGUGUACUGUACUGCACUGUAGUUCUUGUUUUCACGUCUUCAGAGAAUGUAUGUCAAAACUGUGAAGAACACACUCACACAGGUGUAUGGUCUGAUUGUAAGUGUUUAUGAAAUAAUGUCACCAAGCUUAAGAAUGUGGAUGUCAUGACAGUUGAUGCUAUUAUAAACUAUGAACAGGGUUAGAUGAUGUUUAAAUGAUUGUAGAUCUUCAUGCUUAUCUGACUGUCUCAUAAUGACAUUUUAAUGAUCUAAUCCAAAAACAACCAGUAACCAAAAUGAGUUAUCACCCUCCUUGAUUUCCAGUGUGUGACAAAAGAGCAAAGAAGGACAUAAAAAGCGUUGAAGUUUUGACAGCACUAUGCCCAGGGCACAAUUCCCACCGUCGGAAUUUCACAAAAAUGCAGAGCCAAACAGUCAAUUAUUUGUGUGUUGGCUGUCCACAGUGGCCUGUCAGACAGGUGGUGUUACAGUAGCACCAGUCUCCUCACCCUGGUAUGUGAGUAUGGUGUGACACAUUAUGAUGGAUGGUUAAAUUAUGUGACCGUGAGGCCUCUCUGGUGCUCAACUCCUUAAGCGCCCAACACACUUGUGGAGGACCUGCAGUGUCCUUGAAUUUGGACUUUCUUUCAUGUAGAAUCACAUAAAAUCCUUUUCUUUCUAUUGGCUCCCUCUUUUCCUUUUCUUAAGUGCCCACCCCCAAUGUUGAAAUAAAGAUAAGAAGAAAGUGGGAGCCAGAUGCUGUUUGGGGGGUGGAAGUAGUCUUGUGAAUGCUAUUUAGUGAGCCUCAUGGGGAGAACCGUCCUGUUGUUUUACGUUAACUAGCCCAGCAGCUUGGCAGUAGAACUGAGGCCAUAACUGCUUUGCUUUGUUUCCCCCCUUUGCAGCAUUUAUAGCAUUCACAGGUGUGUGUGUGUGUGUGUGUGUGUGUGUGUGUGUGUGUGUGUGUGUGUGUGUGUGUGUGUGUGUGUGUGUGUGUGUGUGUCUAAUUAACCCUACCCAAGUAAACAAGUGAUAUGCACAUUAAGUGAAAGUGCAGAGGGGUGAGAGAGCUCUCAUUUGAAGGUGGACAUUUUCUCAGUUUUGCCACUGUUUAAUGUUUGCAUUGAGGAGUCUGAACAGCCUAUGAUGAACAAUUAUCAUUUACAUUUUCCUAGUCUGUUUCCCAUUUUUUAUGUUUCACUUCCAUCUUGCCUCAUUUAAUAAGUUUUGACCGAUUUUAAUGUUGUAAAUAUGUACUGAACUGCCUCUUGCCAUUUAUGUUGUCUUUUAUAAAGCGUCACUUGGCCUGGGAUGACUCAUGUGUAUGGAUGUACAAACCAGAUGAUGUUAUAUGGAUGUAGUAACCAGAAACAUAUGCUUUUGUGAUCACGACCAGAAGAUGUGGUUCAGAUAUUACACAGAAUGUAUUCCUUUUGGUUUUAUUUUGUUUCCAGACAACAACCGCCCAAAUUGUAAAUGACUUUGAGGAGGAUUGAGUAAAAAUGUGACACGGGCUGAUCGGACCCUCUGCUUUUCCCAUAGAGGUACAGACGGGAACUGACACAACAACCCACUACUUUCUGUUACAUUAAUGUCCUGGGAAUAAUGCGUCAAAAAUUGCCCACCUACCUUUCUUGGCGAACAAAGGGAUUCUUCCCUCAGUUCAGUCCUGCUCUUCACUUGUGUUAUAUCAAAGUCUUCCUUGUACAUUUUCCUCUGAGGCAAUGAACCACUGACUUUUUAAUCUAAAUGAUAAAAAAAUAAAUUAUUAGUUAAUGA
Molecule: messenger RNA, 6242 nt
Organism: Siniperca chuatsi (mandarin fish)
Lineage: Eukaryota; Metazoa; Chordata; Actinopteri; Centrarchiformes; Sinipercidae
Gene: ntn2
Product: netrin 2
Exons: 7
Coding region: 533-2437 (634 amino acids)
Molecular function (GO): protein binding
Source: RefSeq, a predicted model, not a curated record